Molecule: messenger RNA, 411 nt
Organism: Paramuricea clavata
Lineage: Eukaryota; Metazoa; Cnidaria; Anthozoa; Malacalcyonacea; Plexauridae
Source: the annotation of a GenBank genome assembly
AUGGCAAAACAGCAACAACAGGAACCAAACUAUCCCAUGACUAUGAGGAAACGUGAAAUCAGUCCAGAAGAGACUACCGACAGAACUAGUCACCUCCAAGAUAGCAAAACUCUUGCUACCCUUAGCACCAGACGAGGCAAAAUCAGAGAGCGUACAGAUAAUGUUAUCAAAAACAUAUCUUGUUCGGAAACGAAAGGUGGAACAAUGGAUGGACGUCGACGUUCUGCAGGCAUUUUACAAAAUAUUGGUGUAGUUCAAUCCCGCUCCAAAAUCCCUUCAGGAACACUUUCCCCCAAGUCCACAAAAGAGUCAACAAGGAAAGCUUGCAUGCUAGCUAGGAUAUCCUACACAUCUCAACACGACAAUACUUAUAGAAGAUUCUCAAAAGCGGCUGUUGUUGAAAUCAGAUAG